AUGGAAGACCAGCCGCCGUCUAAUGCUAAUUCUUCAUCAUCUUCUUCAUUUGACGAGGAUUUUUCAUGGGGAUCUUCUGCAGACUCAAGUUCAAACGAUGAGCAUGAUUCAAACGAAAUCAAAACAACUUCUGUCGAGGAAUCUAAGACUAACCCAUUAGAGUUCUACAACUGUAAUAUCUGUUUAGAUGUUGCUAGCAAUCCUGUGGUGACAUUUUGUGGGCAUUUGUUCUGUUGGCCAUGUAUUUUCUGUUGGUUAUAUUUUCAUUCGAGAAUCAAAAAACAGUGUCCUGUUUGUAAACAAUAUGUGGAUGAUAAUAUGGUUAUACCUAUUUAUGGUCGAGGUAAUGGAAGUGAUGUUAGGGAUAAGAGGAUAUUUAGGAUACCUAGACCAGGAGCUAUGCGUGUUGGGAGUUUGAGAGAAUCGAUUGAGAUGAGAGGAAAUGGGAUAAGUUUUGAUGAAUUGGUUAGUUUUCUUAGAAGUAGAAUACAGAGUGGGGAUUUUGAUCCUGAAUCUGCUGUUUGUGUUUCGAUUCUGAAGAGGUUUCUUAGUUCGAGGGCGAUUCGUAGAGAACAUAAUUAUGUUUAUGUUGCAGGGGAAAUGGAGAUGAAUAGAUAUAGACCUCGUUCUGUUUUGAUAGAUCGUUGCGGUGGUGGUGAUUUGGCUGAAGAUGGUGGAAGGAAUUAG
Molecule: messenger RNA, 687 nt
Organism: Impatiens glandulifera
Lineage: Eukaryota; Viridiplantae; Streptophyta; Magnoliopsida; Ericales; Balsaminaceae
Product: E3 ubiquitin-protein ligase RNF185-like
Exons: 1
Coding region: 1-687 (228 amino acids)
Biological process (GO): ubiquitin-dependent protein catabolic process
Cellular component (GO): endoplasmic reticulum
Molecular function (GO): metal ion binding; ubiquitin protein ligase activity; ubiquitin-like protein conjugating enzyme binding
Source: RefSeq, a predicted model, not a curated record